CAUGCGCAGACACUCGAGGCAUAGGCCCAUGCAGGGAGGCAAAGGAAGUUCUCAUAAGGACGGUCUGCUCCAAACCUAUCUUGCACUUGCUAUCACUUUCCCUGGUUCUUCAACUCUCGCUGGCGCUGCUUGCGCACUCCUUCGCUUUUGAAUACUUGAUCUUCUCAUCUCGUACCGUACUAGUAUCCAGGACCAAUGGCAUCACGCACGCUUCUGUGGAUUGCUAGUCUUGCUUCGGUCCCCCUUGCCUGGGCCGGCAGUCCGACGUACAAUGAGAUUUUCCAGAAUCCUUUGCCUUUGUCACCAAUUGCAACUCCGGCAAGCUCUGCCAAUGUCAAUGGUCAACAGAUAGACUUCUACGAAGUCACUAUUGAACCAUUCCAGAAGCAAGUCUACCCAGACUUGGGUCCAGCCAACCUAGUAGGCUACAACGGUGUCGCACCAGGUCCCAGGUUCUAUAUCCAGAAGGGAACACAAACAGUCAUUCGCUACCACAACAAUCACACUGAUGAUUCCGUCGUCCAUCUACAUGGGUCGUGGACACAUACUCCAUGGGACGGUUGGCCGAGCGAUAGUAUCCACUAUGGCCAGUUCAAAGAUUACUACUAUCCAAACGAUCAGAACGCUCGCUCUAUCUGGUACCACGACCACGCAGAUGGUAUUACUUCCUCAAACUGUUUCCGAGGCCUAGUUGGAACUUAUGUUAUCUACGACCCCGAAGAAGACAAACUCGGUCUUCCUACAGGAAAAUAUGAUGUUCCACUGAUGAUGAGCGACAAGAUGUACACCGAUUCAGGAGACCUCAUUCAAGUCGGCAACGAGCAGAACGAUUUCAUCGGAGAUGUCAUGGAGGUCAAUGGACAGCCUUGGCCUUAUCUCGAAGUGGAGCCAAGGAAAUACCGCUUCCGUCUUUACAACACUGCUGUUAGCAGACCUUUCGAUCUACACGUAGAGCAGUCUAAUGGUGACUGGCUUGACUUCCAAGUCAUCGCAUCGGACUCUGGCUUGUUUGGCUCUCCGGUUCAGUCGAGCGAUGUUACGAUGGCUAUGGGGGAGAGAUACGAAAUUGUCGUCGAUUUUUCAAAUUUUGCCAACCAAAACCUUACAUUGAAGAACACGUUCUCCCUAGAAGGACAAGGUCUUGCCCAGUUCGACAACAUGGAUCUGGUCAUGUCGUUCGUCGUUGGUGGGUCCGUGAGUGACUGGUCGUCCAACGAAGUGUCAAGUAUCCUCAACCAGAACAUCAUUUGGCCUCAGGACAAGGAUGAAAUCGAUCAUACAUUCCGAUUUCAACGCGGCGGAGACGCCGCGUGGACAAUCGACGGAGUGGACUUCAACGAUAUCAACAACCGGAUCCUAGCGAGACCUCCCCAAGGAUCAACUCAGCGUUGGAGACUGGUUUACGCAGGAGGCCCCGGCUAUCACCCGGUCCAUAUCCACCUCGUAGACUUCAAGGUCCUUUCACGAACUGGAGGAAGCCGUGGUGUACUUCCCUACGAAUCGGCUGGAUUGAAAGACAUCGUCCUUCUUGAGCCUGGCGAGACUGUCGAUGUUGAAGUUUACUUUGGCCCUUGGAAUGGAUUGUACAUGUUCCACUGCCACAACCUCAUCCAUGAGGACCAUAUGAUGAUGGCAUCUUUCAAUGUCACUAGAUUGGAAGCUCUCGGAUACGACAACGUCGAGUCGCUCGAUGAUCCCGACGAUACACGAUUCAAGGCAGAAGAUUGGUCUGCCGAUGCCUACUCUGAUAGCCAAAUCCAAGGCAGACUCAAUUGGCUCGGUAGUCUGGGCGCAUACGAUGAGCGCGAGGAGCUCAGCAGUGCUGUCGCUGCAUACUACUCUGGCAACCCAAAUCCUCCGGUUGAGACUUGCAACUCUCAAACUUCUGCCUCCUCUCAAACACAGAGUUGGGGCCAGAACUGGCAAGGCAAUCGGGGAGGACGCGGUGGAUGGGGUAACCAGAAGCAAGGCCGACCAUGGCCGAGAUGAUCAUGUUUUCCGCUGCUUAAAUGCUUUGUCUUUUCAUAUGCUCGUUCGGACUGAGGGGAGAUGGUGACAGGUUCGGUUAGAUCUUGGCCGAUUUUGAGCAGUGUGACAGCGAAGCCACGCUGUUUAUAGAUUUCUUUAGCGACUUUAAUAACUUAGACUAUCUUAUACAUCAC
Aureobasidium pullulans EXF-150 is the source of this 2162-nucleotide messenger RNA. RefSeq names its product Cupredoxin. The record is from RefSeq and is a predicted model, not a curated record. Bases 196 to 1989 code for a protein of 597 amino acids. Gene Ontology annotation, molecular function: oxidoreductase activity; copper ion binding. NCBI's taxonomy places the organism in Eukaryota, Fungi, Ascomycota, Dothideomycetes, Dothideales, Saccotheciaceae. The transcript is spliced from 5 exons.